Molecule: messenger RNA, 201 nt
Organism: Fusarium sp. VM40
Lineage: Eukaryota; Fungi; Ascomycota; Sordariomycetes; Hypocreales; Nectriaceae
Source: the annotation of a GenBank genome assembly
AUGCCUUCCAACAAGUCUACCGCCGAAAAGGUCCGCGAGGAACGUGAGCUUGCUCGUAAGAACCUUCCUCCUGUUCGCUACGAUAUGUCCCUCCUUCGCAAGGCUAUCAACUUGCAGACCAACACGAGCGCCAAUGGGGCCAGGGAGCCUGUCCAGUCUUUCUUCGACUCUGAGACAGAUGAUGGGGGUGAUGGAAAAUGA